Messenger RNA from Punica granatum (pomegranate), 1982 nucleotides. Lineage: Eukaryota; Viridiplantae; Streptophyta; Magnoliopsida; Myrtales; Lythraceae. The record is from RefSeq and is a predicted model, not a curated record.
CUCUCUCUCUCUCUCUCUCUCUUCUCCGUCUUCCUUCUCCCUCCCUCUAUUGGACGGAGUAGGGUUUUAGUUCUACUCUGCCCUGUUCUGUUCUUCUUCCUCCUCCACUUCAGGUAAGUCACCAAUAUUAUCCCCAUUUCUCCACUCUUUACUUCCAUAAACACAUGUUGAAGCAUUUUCAUUACAUGCUGUGAUUGCUGCCUCUGUGUAUUCGUUCUCCUUAUUUCGGGUGCUUAAGUGAAAUUUGUCAAACCCAAUCUUUCAAUGGGAGAUGCAGAGGACACUCUUCCCCCCUCGAAGAAGAGGGCUGCUGGAAGGGAACUGAACAGGGACAAGCUUGACAUUGAAGAGGAGGAGGAUACAUCUGAGAUAGAGUCUGGAACUUUCAAGAGAGCAAGCGAGGAAGUUCUUGCGACAAGAAGAAUUCUCAAAGUUCGUCGGAAUAACAAUCCAGCGACUGCUGCUGCUGCUGCUCAGCCAUCCAAAAAUCCCUUCGCUGGAAUUCGCUUGGUUCCUCCUCCUGAACCAGCUCUCACCCAAGAAGGACAAGCUACUGCUAUUGAAACCAAAGGAAGUGAACAAUCAGAAAGUGAAACUAAGGAGUCGGAAAAUGAAGCUGCUGCACGCAAGGAUGAGGGUGCUGUGGAGAAAAUUGAAGUGAGCAAAGCCCAAGAGCCACAAACUGAAUCUGCUGUGGAGAAAGUUGAAGAAGGCAGAGAGAAUGAACGAGCAGAGAGUGGAAGCAAAGAGACAAAGGUUGAAUCUGCUGCAGAAAAAGUCGAAGUGGGAAAAGAGGCUGAACAAGACACUGAAAUCGAAGCAGCUCAAGCUGAAUCUGCUCCAGAGAAGAAUGCUGCAGAUGAGAGUGAGAAUGAUGAUUUGAAUGAAGCACCCAAAACCGAGACAGAGGAUAAGGCUGAGAGUGAAGUCAAGAAAGAUGAAGAGAACAGUGAUUCUGCUUCUGGUGGCACAUCAUUCAGCUCGUUCCAACAGCUCUCAAGCACUAAAAAUGCCUUCACCGGCCUUGCUGGUACUGGGUUCUCAGGUUCCGCAUUCUCAUUUGGCUCUAUCGCGAAGGAUGGAUCUGCAUCUCCUUUUGGACCCAAACCUGACCAGCCUUCAUUCAGCUUUGGCCUCACUGGCAAUGGCAGCUCUUCAGUCUUCGGGUCAUCUGGGGCUCCAAUAAUUCCCAAGGCUGAAGGAUCCGGGUUUCCCUCUAAGGAAGAGAUUGUGAUUGAGACUGGAGAGGAGAAUGAGAAGGUAGUUUUCUCAGCUGAUUCAGUUUUGUUUGAGUUUACUGAUGGGAACUGGAAGGAAAGAGGGAAGGGUGAAAUCAAGGUGAAUGUAUCCUCCACGGGGACUGAGAAGGCCCGACUCGUCAUGAGGACAAAGGGAAACCUCCGGCUUGUGAUGAAUGCAAGUCUCUAUCCUGAAAUCAAGCUCACGAACAUGGACAAGAAGGGCAUAACUUUUGCUUGCAUGAAUAGCAUUAGCGAAGGGAAGACCAGUCUUUCUACAUUCGCUCUGAAAUUCAAAGAUGGGACCUUCGUGGAAAGUUUCCAGGAGGCAGUCGAAGCACAUAAAGGCAAGGGGAGCGAAGCUCUGAAGACACCUGAGAACUCCCCGAAGGCAUCGGCAGAGUAGAAGGAGGCAUACCUAAGCUGCCCCUCUUUAUUUAACAUCAUAAAGGAAAGGAACAUGUAUCUCAGAGUAGAGUUGUCCAAGUCCUUCAAGGCCUUUGGUGUAGUGGAACUGAGAGGUGUCGGUAAUCGACUCCUUUUUGUUGUUCUAGCCUUUAGGGUGUGUCUCUUCGCCUUUACAAUGUGUCCGGUUUUGAGGAUUUAAUACUCUUAGUUCGAAAGAGAAAAGGUAAACAAGCGAGUCGGUACUUAUAUAACUGAGCUUGACAUUCUUUUCAGGAUUAAAUUUUCGGAACUGAAUGAGUAUUUUAUGUCGGUAAAUUUACAUGCCUGUUGAUACUU